AUGAGUGACAUUGACCGUGACAUAGAGCAGCUGCGACGCUGUGAGUAUCUCAGCGAGAGCGAGGUCUGCGGAGACAUCCACGGCCAAUUCUACGACUUCAACGAACUGUUAACGGUCGGCAAGCACAUCCCGGAGACGAAUUACCUCUUCCUCGGCGAUUUCGUCGACCGCGGGUACUACUCGGUGGAGACGUUCCUCCUCCUGCUCUGCUUCAAGGUCAGGUACCCAGAUCGCAUCACGCUCAUUCGUGGCAACCACGAGUCACGCAACAUCACGCAAGUGUACGGGUUCUACGAUGAGUGCAUACGCAAAUACGGCAAUGUCAACGUGUGGAACUACUGCACGGAGAUAUUCGACUACUUCUCCAUCGGUGCGCUUGUCGAUAACCGAUACUUCUGCAUCCACGGCGGUCUGUCGCCCUCGGUUUCGACCAUAGACGAGAUACGUUACCUCGACCGCAAGCAGGAGGUGCCACACGAGGGGGCGAUGUGCGACCUGAUGUGGAGCGACCCCGAGUCCAUGGACGGCUGGGGAGCCAGCCCGCGCGGCGCGGGUUUCCUUUUUGGCGGCGACGUGGUCCGGCAGUUCUGCCACCAAAACAAGGUGGAGACGAUCGCCCGGGCCCAUCAGCUGGUCAUGGAGGGCUACAAGUGGUGGUUCAACAAGAUGCUGGUCACGGUGUGGUCGGCACCCAACUACUGCUACCGCUGUGGAAACAUCGCAAGCAUCAUGGAGAUAGACGAUAACCUCAAUUGCAGUUUUAAAAAGUUCGACGCUGUGCCGCCCAACAAGCGUGGCGUGCCUGCGAAAAAGCCAUUCCCGGAGUACUUCCUCUGA
Molecule: messenger RNA, 837 nt
Organism: Babesia ovata
Lineage: Eukaryota; Apicomplexa; Aconoidasida; Piroplasmida; Babesiidae
Product: serine threonine- phosphatase PP-X isozyme 2
Exons: 2
Coding region: 1-837 (278 amino acids)
Biological process (GO): peptidyl-serine dephosphorylation; double-strand break repair via homologous recombination
Cellular component (GO): nucleus; cytoplasm
Molecular function (GO): protein serine/threonine phosphatase activity
Source: RefSeq, a predicted model, not a curated record